GCGCGCCGGAUUUACAUCCGGGGCGGUGCGGCUGUUGCGCGGAGACGGCGCCAUGGAGGCCGCGGCCGAGCGGAAGAGACAGCGGGAGGAGGCGGCGGAGACGUCCGACCUCUCCGGGGAGGAAGAUGACGACUACGUGCCCUACGUGCCCGUUAAGCAGCGCAAGCAGCAGAUGUUGCAGAAGCUGCUGCAGAUGCGGCGGAAGGUGGUGUCGGAGGAGGAGCAGCGCGACAGCGGGAGCGAGCAGCGGGGUGAUGAGGAUGACAUCCCCCUGGGGCCCCAGUCCAACAUCAGCCUCCUGGACCAGCACCAGCACCUCAAGGAGAAGGCGGAAGCUCGGAAGGAGUCAGCCAAGGAGAAGCAGCUGAAGGAGGAAGAGAAGAUCCUGGAGAGCGUGGCAGAGGGCCGAGCUUUGAUGUCAGUGAAAGAGAUGGCAAAGGGCAUCACCUACGAUGAUCCGAUUAAAACCAGCUGGAGAGCGCCUCGGUACAUCCUGGGCAUGUCGGAGGCACGGCACGAUCGUGUGCGGAAGAAGUACCACAUCCUGGUGGAGGGGGAAGGCAUCCCGCCCCCCAUCAAGAGCUUCAAGGAGAUGAAGUUCCCAGCAGCUAUCCUGAGGGGCCUGAAGAAAAAAGGGAUCCAGCAGCCAACACCCAUACAGAUCCAAGGCAUCCCCACGAUCCUCUCGGGAAGGGACAUGAUUGGCAUUGCGUUCACUGGCUCUGGGAAGACCUUGGUGUUCACUCUCCCAGUGAUCAUGUUCUGCCUGGAGCAGGAGAAAAGGCUGCCAUUUUCCAAGCGAGAGGGACCCUACGGACUCAUCAUCUGUCCCUCGCGGGAGCUGGCCCGGCAGACCCACGGCAUCAUUGAGUACUACUGCCGCCUGCUGCAGGAGGACGGCCUGCCCCCGCUGCGCUGCGCCCUCUGCAUCGGGGGCAUGUCUGUCAAGGAGCAGAUGGAGACAAUCAAACAUGGUGUACACAUGAUGGUGGCAACCCCUGGCCGCCUGAUGGACCUGCUGCAGAAGAAGAUGGUGAGCCUGGACAUCUGCCGUUACUUGGCCUUGGAUGAGGCUGACAGGAUGAUUGAUAUGGGCUUUGAGGGGGACAUCCGUACCAUCUUCUCCUACUUCAAGGGCCAGCGGCAGACCCUCCUCUUCAGUGCCACAAUGCCCAAGAAGAUACAGAACUUUGCCAAGAGUGCCCUGGUGAAGCCCAUCACCAUUAAUGUUGGGCGAGCGGGUGCUGCCAGCCUGGACGUUGUGCAGGAGGUGGAGUAUGUGAAAGAGGAGGCCAAGAUGGUGUACCUCCUUGAGUGCCUGCAGAAGACUCCGCCACCUGUGCUGAUCUUUGCGGAGAAGAAGGCAGAUGUCGAUGCGAUCCACGAGUACCUGCUGCUUAAGGGUGUGGAAGCUGUGGCCAUCCAUGGAGGCAAAGAUCAGGAGGAACGGACCAAAGCCAUUGAGGCCUUCCGGGAUGGGAAGAAGGAUGUCCUGGUUGCUACUGACGUUGCUUCCAAGGGCCUGGACUUCCCAGCCAUCCAGCACGUCAUCAACUACGACAUGCCGGAGGAGAUCGAGAACUACGUUCACCGUAUUGGGCGUACAGGCCGUUCGGGCAACACUGGCAUCGCCACCACCUUCAUCAACAAAGCCUGCGAUGAGUCGGUGCUGAUGGACCUGAAGGCCCUGCUCCUGGAGGCGAAGCAGAAGGUGCCACCUGUGCUCCAGGUGCUGCACUGCGGGGACGAGACCAUGCUGGACAUCGGAGGCGAGCGGGGCUGCGCCUUCUGCGGCGGCCUGGGCCAUCGCAUCACUGACUGCCCCAAGCUGGAGGCGAUGCAGACCAAGCAAGUCAGCAACAUCGGCCGCAAGGACUACCUGGCCCACAGCUCUAUGGACUUCUAGCCUGGGGAGCGUGCUGCCCCGUGCUCCCCCUGCGCCGGCCUCGGUUCCCUUCCAGCCGGGGCAGCACCCCAGCUGCCCUCACCUUUCCCAAGCCCAGGGGCCUCUCCCACACUGCUGUGGCCCCUUUUCCAGGCAUUUGGCCACUGGGGCUGUUGCCAGUUCAGCCCGCGAAGCUCCUGGCCCGGGAGGAAAUGUGUGGAGCUGUGCUGUAACAGCCCAUUAUGGCAGCAGCAAGUCGGGCAAGCAGGUAGCGAUGCCUGAGGGGAGGAGGAAGCCCCAGGUGCAGUGGCUGCUCUGUGGCCAGCUGCCUGCUGCCCCUACCAGCCCCCUGCAUUGGUGUGGCCAGGGUCUUGCAUCGCUCCCAGGCAAAGCCCCUCGAUCCCUCCAGGACCAUCCCCCUUACCGGGUUUUGUGCCUCCUCAGCUGGUGGCUGUUCCCGUGUCCCCCAAACGCUCUGAUGCAGGCGGCGCGUGCUGCGCUCCUGGCGGGCAGUCCCCUCGGUGCUUCCUGUGCUCUGCCUGCGCGCGUUCUGCCCCACUGCCCCUCUGCGAGGGGGAGGGCGGACAGACGGACACCUCCUGUGGCCCAGCCUC
Chroicocephalus ridibundus (black-headed gull) is the source of this 2499-nucleotide messenger RNA. RefSeq names its product DEAD-box helicase 41 (gene DDX41). Gene Ontology annotation, molecular function: ATP binding; RNA binding; RNA helicase activity. Gene Ontology annotation, biological process: mRNA splicing, via spliceosome. NCBI's taxonomy places the organism in Eukaryota, Metazoa, Chordata, Aves, Charadriiformes, Laridae. The record is from RefSeq and is a predicted model, not a curated record. Gene Ontology annotation, cellular component: spliceosomal complex. Bases 53 to 1906 code for a protein of 617 amino acids. The transcript is spliced from 17 exons.